CAUUUCUCCCCAACAACCCUUCUCCCACAACAUUGUGUGUGCUUUACUGUCUCAUAUAUAGCUCUCUUAAAUAUUAACUAACCGAAUUGAAGCAUUAAAUUUUUUAAAAUAUCAAAUUACGAACAUCACCUGACACACACGCGGUGUAAAUUUAGCACUGUGGAGGGUAAGGUAGAGACCGAGGUCACGCACGCCAAAUUAAUAAGUCCAGUCUACAAUUCACUGGCUCUUCGCAUGAUGCAUUUAUAAUCGACGAUUUAUCGGAAACAGCUUUAAUGUUAUUAUCGAGUAUAAUUAUGACUGUACUCUCACAGUGCGUUCUUUUUCAAUUAGAUCUUUGCCAAUAUACAAAUAUAUUUAUACUCUAGAGAAUUCAAGGUUUACCUCAAGGAUCCCUACAAUUAUUUUGAUUGGCUUGGUCUUAUUCUGACGUUGCUUGUUAUCCCUCUUCGAUUUGCUGACGUGAGCGCCCAAUGGAGCGUUGCAAGUCUGGGAUAUUUGUUCAAUUUUCUAAGAAUUUUCAAGUUUUCUUGUGUUACCAGGUAAUAUUUCUUUUUAUUUGAUGGGUAUUGUAGAUAUAAGCGAAAAAUGCAACUUUACUAUAUGUCCUUGGUAGGAAUUUAACCUGCGGCCCUGCGAUUACGGUGCAGCGCAGGGCGCUUAUAUAUAUAUAUAUAAGCGCCCUGGUGCAGCGCUCUAGCCAACUGAGCUACAGAGGGCAGUUGUCGAGCCCUAACCUUUGAAUUUUACCAAAUCGUGCACGAGUGGAACAAGAGCAAAGAUUAGGUAUAUAUAUUUAAUCUUUGACAGGAGUUUGCAAAUUGUGCCAAAAAAGGCCAUUCUAAACGCUACCAAGAGAUUAUACAAUUUUUAUUCGUACAUUGAAAAUAAUUCCUGAACAAUAACGAAGCAAAGAUAGGUCGGCUAUAUGUUGAAGAAAAACACCCUCAAGUACAGCAGACGCAACCCACAUGCCGUCCUGUAUUGUAUUUUCCUUAAAAAUACCCGAUUACAGUAUCAUUCAACAGAUUCCUUUGUCUUUAGGACAACUGGACUGUAUACAAAGACGUUGGCUAAAAUUAUUUAUCGUGACAUUAGCCGUUUUUUGGUUGUAUUUGUUAUCGUUUGCCUUGGUUUCUGUGGUGCCAUGUUUAUGGCGUUGACAGCUACUGGAAUGGAGGAUAUUUUCAGGUAAAAUUGAAAUGAUAUUGUUUGGCUUCAGUAUCCUCCUGCAGUUAUAAACCUAUACCUAUACUAUUUUAGGAGUAUUAAGGUGCCUUAGUGCAAGUCGCCCGUAAAUUAACUCCACACUACUGUCACUAAACUCAAAACGAACGACGUGAAGAAAGAAAUUGCUAUUUCUGUGUUACUUCUGUACUUUUUGCAAAGCAUUAUGUGUUCGAUUUUUACGCUAUAUCGAUUCGUGUAAUUAUUCGCAUAAAUUAUUCGAUUAAUGUAUAGAGCAACUGAACUUUCUAGUUUUAGGACAUACAAAAUAGCAGGCACAUACUGAAGCAGGUUUUGUAGCAUGAUUUUUGAAUUUAUCGACAGUUAAUUUUUAUCGUUAACCCACCUUUUUUUAUCAGAUUUGCGUUUCUGUAGUGUUUUUUCCUUACCUUCUAUUUUCGUAUGUUUUAGCAAUUAUGGAACGUUGAUGUUAGCUGCUGUCAGAGUUCUUGCUGAACAACAGCCAGUUGAAGAAGACUACGCAAAGUUCAAGUAAUAAUAAUUGUUCACUUUGUUCGGUUCUCACUAAAUCCAGACCCUUCUUCUUUGUGGCGUGGGUACAGGUAUUGGCAGGGUGUUAGCUACAGUCAAAAAUUCCACGUUAAACGCGGUUUUCCCAAUUACCUUGAGGUCGCAAUUUCCCAAUUUGGGUCAGCCAAAAAAUAGUUAUAGAAAUUCAAUGUUGUUAAUACUCCAUUAAAAACAUGUUUAUAACUACAUUUGCUCAAAAUUACUCCCAAAAUGUGGGAAAUGCCAUUUCAAAGCACAAAAAUUUUAAAAAUUGAGAGGGGGCAACCGCAUGCCCCCAGACCCACAAAGAAAUGGCCGGCUUCAGGCUAAAAUAAUUUCCCAAUUUCAGGUAAACGCGGAUUUUUUUUACUUCUGGCUAACACCCUGAUUGGGUGGAGGGGGGGGGGGGCAUGCACUCUUUCGCCAACAACGUUGUUGGCAUAUAGUAGAAAAAGGGGUGUGGAGGCAUCGUCCCAAAAGUAUUUAUAAUUUUAGUUUUAUGAACGCAUUUAGCGAGCCAGACCGGAAAACCGGCGCGUGCUUUAUUCCAUCUAGAAGGCAUUUAAAAAUUUAAAACAAGAUGCCCGUCUCCAUCGGUGUGAUCAAUCCCACCAGACCGGGAUGGACAUGUUUUGUCCAUUUUGACCUUAAUGAUACUGAACGGCAUAUUCAGAAAAACGAACAAAAAUAAACAUUAAUGAACCUAAACAACGCUAUAUUAUAGCAAAUUCGUGAAUCAAUUCCGGAUCAUGUAUCUCAGAAGAUAGAAUCCAUUCAGAAAAAGAGCUGCACGGAGUAUAAUUUUUCCGGAAGCUGAUUCAUACCACGACGCUCUUGAACUAGCUAAACUAGAUACACUAUUUAACAAAUAUACACUCUAGUUCUAUACUGUAUAUGCCAAACAUAUAUGAGUAAAAAGAAAUAUUAUACCUCAAAUUCAAAUUGUCCAAUCAAGAAGCUUAGUUUGUGCCACGUGAGCAUGAAAUUAAUCGCGAUAUCAUGCCUCAUGUCAUCAAUCAGCGAGCCUGUGUUCCGGGGAACAUGGGGUGGAACAUUAUUUGCGUAGACCACGCGAGACAACACGCAUGACAACAACAUUGCCGACAAAAUAUAAACAGUAUUAUAUAAUACCUUAUUAAAUUCUAAUCGUUUAAUUGGCUGUUUAUGUUCACGUGAUAUUGAAUAGAAAAUUCCAUUUCCCAAGAGUGCAAUGGAACACGUUCCAUUGCACUCUCCGCGAGUGCAAUGGAAUAAAACGUAUAGUACAAUUGCACUCUUUGUGUUUUCGAUAAAUCGCAUCCGUCAAAAUGCUUUUCAUACGAAUCUAUUAGUCUAUUUUGGUAUUAUAUAAAACAAAUAAUGAAUGUUUCUUCGUGCAAUGGUAAGAAUAUUUUCAUUCGGUGAAAGAUGGAAUGUUCCAUUCAACUCGGCUGUCGCCUCGUUAAAUGGAACAUUCCAUCUUUCAUCUCAUGAAAAUAUUCUUACCAUUGCACUCAUAAACAUUCAUUAUUUGUAUAUUGAUGAGUGACGAAUCAUCAAAUUUUAAACGUAAAACCUGGAGCUUUUUCAAAAUUCUGAAGCAAAUUUUGAAAAAUGUUGUCAUUGAUAUUCCAAACGAUAUGUGAUUCGAAAGAAAAGCUACGAAUACUUGCGUUAAUCCGAAAAUAUAACAUCAAGUUUUUAAUUCUCAACUUGGGAAUUCUCAACUCAGUGAUGAUAUUUCCCUCGGGGAAUAUCAUCACUUCGGGUAAUAUUUCGCCGAAUCCCCCUCGCUCCAGGUCUAUAAAUGAUAAAUGUUCCUCACAUGCCCACUACAUUUUUUAUUACUCACCCAAUCCAAAGAUCCUGACUAUAAACAUUACUCUCUAUAUAUAAGACACAAAAUGCGAGACGUUUUUUAUACAUAUACACAUGCAAGAAGUUUUGUAAAACUAAAAGAACAGAAAAAUUUUUUACUUUUACAUAUUUUUAGAAACUGUAUUUUUACAAACUUUAAUAGAUCUAUCAUAAUAUUAUGUAAAUAACUCGUUAAUUCAGUUGUCUGUAACUGCAAAUAAUUUAUUAAGCCAUCUUAUGUUUAGUAACUUUCUCUCUAUUCGCAACGAAUUGUGGAAAACUGAGGGCGGCGUAAUCAUUUACAAAAUUAAUCCACUCAUACACGAUGUAAAAAAGCGCUAUAGAUUGUACAAAGUAGGCACAUUGGCUCCCCUCAAUUAAUACAACAAUAGAGUUGAUAUUCGCGGGCAUGCAUAUGUUUUGGGCCCGUCCCAGACUCAUUUUUUCCAUCUCAGUUUGUUCCUUUUUAACGCAAAAUACGCCACAACGCCCGCUAAAGUUAUAAAUAGGCAUGCUCUCUUAAUUGCUUUUGUAAUAUGGCCACACCAUGCAGGUACGAUUGUUGCUAAAUAUUAACCUAUACCCACUUACCCUUGAAGAUUAGAGCUGAACUAUAUACUUUCAUGCAGCUAUUUGUCGUUGAUAACGAUGGGCUCAAAAUGCGUACUUCUGAAUGAAAGUCUGAUCUCCUUGCAUUUGUCUGAGUUUAGUUUAACUCUUUUUUCUCAAGAGCAUUGCGACACUUGGUCAACAAUUUUUUCGCUCUGCUAUAACACUCUACCUUUCAAUAACACUUCGGACGCUGUCUUAUCAUCAGAAAAUUUCCAGAGGAACUUGGUACCUUCAGGGACACCCAAAGGGACUGAGCCCCACUCCAAGAAACAAGCCAUCUGCGAGUUUUAGGCCCGGUUUAGACGGCAAACUUUUCCGAUGCGCCAAUUAGUUUCGGCGCAUGAAAA
Paramuricea clavata is the source of this 4532-nucleotide messenger RNA. Lineage: Eukaryota; Metazoa; Cnidaria; Anthozoa; Malacalcyonacea; Plexauridae. The record is from the annotation of a GenBank genome assembly.